AUGGCUGAGAACAAUCCCGAUGGGGGACAGAGUGAAGACGUUUUCUUGUUAGAAGAUAAGCUAUCCAAAAUUAGGAGCCAAAUCAACUCCAAACUAGACAACCAAAAACAUUUAGCGAUUAUUUUAUCAGCAGUUGAGGAGAAUAUUGACGAACAAAAGAAUGAAAAGACACCAGUGGCAUACUUUGUCUCCUUUUUAUCGUUACUCGAUCAAUGUAUCCAAAAUGAACAAAUAGUUGAUAAGAACUUGGCUGCCACUACUGCCUAUUUUCUCGAUAUUAUAUUCCCGUUCACCCCUAAACCAUUAUUGAAACAAAAGUUUAAUCAGGUGUUAUUAAAGUUGUCACAACCAUUGAAUGUUGAAGCCGAGGCUCCGCUUGUGAGGUCGACUAUUGGGGCUAUGGAAAGCUUGCUUUUAGCUCAAGAUAGUGCUCGUUGGUUAACGAAAGGCGCUAUUUCUCCAAAUAGAGCAUUUAUGGCGUUGAUUGAAUUGUCAUUUGAUCCUAGGCCCAAGGUAAGAAGAAGAGCACAGGAGGCAGUGAAGAAUAUUUUAACAAACCCACCACCAAGUCCAAGUUCUAUCCAUGUGGCUGCUGUGGGAGCCUCCGAUGCAUCAUUGAGGCAACUUAUCACACUUUUGUCAGAAUACAGAAAACAGAGAAAGAGUAAUGCCAACAAAGAGCUCAAUUCACAAAUCAUUCAUUGCUUGCAACUUAUAACGAUAAUAACUUCAGCUAACUCCUGGCCAGUAAAGAAUAUUGAAAGUUUAUGUGAUUCGCUUUUGGAAAUCUCGAAAACUUCAGAUCAAUUCUUGGUUGCAGCAGCAUUCGAAGCAUUUGAAGGACUUUUCAAGUCCAUGACUGAUGUGAUUGACGUUGAAAAAUUCACCAAGGUAUUAAAUAUUAUAUUAGAUCUCAAACCAAGUGUCAAUGAUGCGCAUUUGAGUACUUCGUGGUUGACUGUGGUAGCAAAGGCUUUAGAGAGCUUCAGCAUUUUAUCACCAUUUGAUUGUAUAAAGAAGUUACCUCAAGUUUUUUCUGCAGUUAGUGAAUUUUUGGGUUCUGACUCCCAAAAUAUUUACUCUAGCGCAGCACAUUGUUUGACAGCAAUCAUAUCACAAACUAUACCAGAAAAGUUUCUUUUGCGACCAAAUAAAGAAUACGAAAUUACUCUGGAAGUUUAUGAAACUGUUGACGAAACCAUCACUUUCAUUUCCGAGUUUAUUGAAAAUGAGUUGUUGACGAUAAAGUAUCAACAUGCCACUGGUGAAAUAUUGAAAUUUGUUUCCGUCGCUAUUGAGAAACUCCGCUCAAGAGCAAACCCAGACUUUUUAAACAUUUUGAAAGUUGUUGGUAAUUGGAGAACAAAUGAGACUGAUAAUUUCCCUCAUAAUAAGGAAGCCGAGGAUUGCAUUGCUGCGUGUGUAUCAUCCAUGGGACCAGAAGCUGUUUUAGGUGUUUUGCCAAUGAAUUUGACCAAUGAUGGAAAUGGACCUGGUAGAGCUUGGUUGUUGCCUAUUCUUAGAGAAAAUGUCCGUUGUGCAGAGUUGGAGUUUUUCAAGAGUCAAAUUUUACCAACUGUCGAUUUCUUCGAAGCCAAGAUUGGAGCUUCUGGUAACAAAGAGUCAAUGAAUGCUAAAAUUUUUCAAACAAUUAUUGAUCAAGUUUGGUCUUUGUUACCCCGUUUCUGUGACUUACCAAAAGAUCUUAGGUCAGCGUUUGAUGAGAGUUUUGCUACAAAGUUGUCCGAUUUGAUGUUUGCCAAUGUUGAAUUGAGAACUCCGGUUUGCCAUGCUUGGAGAGUGCUUGUGCAAUCUAACGUAGCUUACCGCAAUGGGGAAUCAAGCGAAGAUUUGUUAUUGCAACAAGAAAUUCCUAGAGAAGAGGCAGCCAAGAAUAUUGAAUAUUUGAGCUCAAUUGCAUCAAACAUAUUGACUGUUUUGUUUAAUGUAUUUACCUAUACCAUGCCGGAAUCAAGAGGUUUUGUUUUGGAAACUAUUGAAGCCUAUUUGCAAAUCGUACCAUCUCAAGAACUCGCGGCAACUUUUGAUAAAGUGUGUGCUAUGUUAAAGAGCGCAUUGGAUGAAGAGGCUCAAAAUGCAAAAAACAACGACUCCAGGCCGGAUACUAGUGUAACCAUGAUGGAUUUGAUUGUUGCCAUGGCCAAGUAUGUGCCAGAAGCAUCACAUAAUGCCCUUUUCUCCGUAUUCGUCACUACAGUAUCCUUAGAAUCAAAGCCCUUGCUACAGAAAAGAUCUUAUAGGAUAAUUUCAAAAUUGUGCGAGUCUGAAGAAGGUAAGAUGUCAAUCGCAAAAUACAUUGGGGAAGUUGAAAACAAGAUAAUCGAAGCAACGGAAAUCACUAAUCAAGCGGCAAGACCAGCAAGAUUGACUGCAAUUUUAUUAAUAUUGGAGAUACUUCCAUCUACAGAUUUAUACUUUAUUCCAUCAAUUUUGCAGGAAAUCAUCAUUGCUACGAAGGACAUCAAUGAAAGAUCAAGAGGUUUGUCUUACCAAAUAUUGAUCAAGAUGGGACAGAAAAUGAACCAAGGUGGAUCGAUUGAAAAUGCAAAAGUACCUGGUUUUGAUCCAAAUGCAGCACCUAGUGAGGCUUCUUUGACUGAAUUUUUCACCAUGGUAAGUGCUGGUUUGGCAGCACAAAGUGCCCACAUGAUUUCUGCGACAAUUACUGCCAUCGCAUGUUUAGUAUUUGAGUUUAAAAAUCAAUUGCCGACAGAGACCCUUUUCGAGAUUUCUUCGACUGUUGAAUUGUUUUUGACACAUAAUUCAAGGGAAAUAGCUAAAUCUGCUAUUGGGUUCGUCAAAGUGGAAAUUUUGUCAUUGCCUGAGGAGAUGGUGAGAAACAAUUUGAGUGAACUUUUGAGUAAGUUGAUGAAAUGGUCACAUGAGCAUAAAGGACAUUUCAAAAGUAAAGUCAAGCACAUUAUAGAAAGACUUAUUAGAAAAUUUGGGGUAGAAGAAGUUGAAAAUGCAAUACCUGAGGAAGACAAGAAGUUGGUUGCCAAUAUCAAAAAGACUAGAAACAGAGCCAAGAGAAAGCAAGAGAUUAGUCCUGGAUUGCAAGCUGCCGCCAACCCAUCUUCUAGUACCAAGAAAUUUGUUUCGGCCUACGAGGAGGCACUCUAUGAUUCUGAUGUGUCAGACGAAGAAGAAGUUGACAUAUACGAUGAGGACGCCAAUAGGGCCAAAAAGAAUAAGAAAUCUAACCAGUUCAUCUUGGAAACAGGCGAUGAACCACUUAACUUGUUGGACCGUCAAUCUUUGGCACAUAUCUCCUCAUCCAAGCCAAAGAAACUCACUAGAUCAGAGCUCAAAUCAAAGACUGAUGAAUUCAAGACAAAGAAUGGUAAAUUAGUGUUUAGUGAAAGUGGUGAAAAUGACGAUCCAUUUGCCAACAAAAGCUCCGGUAUCGACGCAUAUUUGGAUGCUGUCAAGCAAGCUCCAGUACGGGGUCAAAAGAACAAAUUGAAAUUCAAAAAGUCCAAGGGUGAUGAUGACGAGACUUGGUCAGAUGAUGAAGAAGAAACUAAGAAGUCAGUGAAAAAAUCAAAGGUUCUUGGAAAGUCAAAGAUUUCAAAACCUACUAAGCAGAGAUUUAAAGCUCACAAGAAGCUUUGA
Molecule: messenger RNA, 3636 nt
Organism: Lodderomyces orthopsilosis Co 90-125
Lineage: Eukaryota; Fungi; Ascomycota; Pichiomycetes; Serinales; Debaryomycetaceae
Product: mRNA-binding protein
Exons: 1
Coding region: 1-3636 (1211 amino acids)
Source: RefSeq, a predicted model, not a curated record